AUGACGAGGAAGAAAGUGAAGCUGGCUUACAUUGUGAACGACUCCGCAAGAAAGGCGACGUUCAAGAAGAGGAAGAGAGGGCUUAUGAAGAAGGUGAGUGAAUUGAGCACCCUUUGCGGGAUUGAGGCAUGCGCCAUCGUGUUUAGCCCCUACGAUGCUCAGCCCGAGCUGUGGCCUUCCCCCAUCGGCGUCCAGCGCGUUCUCUCUCAAUUCAAGAAGAUGCCCGAGAUGGAGCAGAGCAAGAAAAUGGUGAACCAAGAGACGUUUCUGCGGCAGAGGAUCGCCAAGGCCAAUGACCAACUGAAGAAGAUGAGAAAGGACAACCGGGAGAAAGAGAUGACGCGGCUGAUGUUUCAAAGCCUCACCGCUGCCAAAGGCCUGCAUGCACUCAACAUGCUUGACUUGAACGACCUCACUUGGCUCAUUGAUCAAAAUCUCAAAGACAUUACUAAACGCAUUGACUCCCUCAAGAAGCCUCCCCCCCACUCUCAGCCACACCCUCACCCUCACCCUCAGCCGCCUCCCCCGCCGCAGACCGCCGCGUGGCUUAUGGAGCUUGUCAGCCCUCAGGACCAAAUGGGGUUCGUGGCGGAUGACAUGCUCUUGCCCUUCGGGGAUCAAACUUAUAGCCAUAAUAAUGCAAUGUGGUCAAAUGCCUUUUUCCCUUAG
Cucurbita moschata (crookneck pumpkin) is the source of this 669-nucleotide messenger RNA. Its product is annotated as agamous-like MADS-box protein AGL80. Bases 1 to 669 code for a protein of 222 amino acids. The record is from RefSeq and is a predicted model, not a curated record. Gene Ontology annotation, molecular function: DNA-binding transcription factor activity, RNA polymerase II-specific; protein dimerization activity; RNA polymerase II cis-regulatory region sequence-specific DNA binding. Gene Ontology annotation, biological process: positive regulation of transcription by RNA polymerase II. NCBI's taxonomy places the organism in Eukaryota, Viridiplantae, Streptophyta, Magnoliopsida, Cucurbitales, Cucurbitaceae. The transcript is spliced from 2 exons.